UGUUUGUUUUUUUUUUUUUCAUCUGGCUGGUGAUAAAAGUAUGAACUAAAAUAGUAUCAACAUUUACCACACACAGCAGCACCAAAUCAUCAACAAUAUUUUUUUUUUUUCUGGAAAAUGACGCUUGGAUUACUGAUAAAGAGAGAGAGAGGAAAAAAAAUAUACGCUUGAUAGUAAAUAAAAAAAAGUGUGUGUAAGGUUACGUUUUCUGUUGAUUAACGAUGUAAACAACAACCUGAAUAAUAUUUGUGUAAUACUUAAGGCGGGAAAGCUAGUCCAGGUGUUAUAAUUAAUUACAAUAAACAAAAAGCUAAAUUAACAAAUUAUUUUAAAACAAUUUGACAAUAAAACUCAGUCAACUGGAAUAUAAGACAAUGCAAGAUGGAUUAUGAUUCAGAAUCAAGUUGUGAAGAAAGGCUACUAGAUCUUGAAGGAAGAAAACAUGCUAAUAAAAAAUCAUUUCAUACAAAAAGAAUUGCAGCGCCAUUAUUUUAUGGUACUGAUAUUUAUUCAGCAUCAGAUACAACAACACAAAAUGAUACUUGUCCAAAAACAUCAACAAGCAAAGUUGUUGAAAGAACACUGUCAUCACAAGUCAAAGAAUACUACAACAAGUAUUCACAAAACUCAAAUUUGGAUAGAUAUUUUUCUCAUCCAGAUGCUAAUUUAAAAAAUAACUGUUAUGAGUAUCGUUGGAGAAGUCGAACUGAUGAUCUUCUUGAUGUAAAUGAAGUAAAAAAUUUAAAAGAUGAACAAUCAUUAAUAAAUGAUAUACCAAAAGAACGUAGACGUUGGAUAAGACCACCAUUGAUUGGUCAACCCUCUGGUGCUUCAAAUGAAGCACUUGCAUCAAGUUAUGCGCAAAAAGAUAAAUCAAAUAAUCAAACAUCAUCACCAGAAUCUGAGAGUAAAAAAAUUGAUGAUACAAAUCCAACAGAUGAUAAAAAUAAAGAUACAAAAAAAAAUGAUAGUUAUACUAUUGAAAUAAUUGAAAGAGCAACAAAAACAGCAUCACCAACGUCAAGUGUAACAUCACAUAAACCUCUUGAGUGGGACAGUGGUGCUGAUGUUGGUUAUGCCUUGUCAACAAAUAAAGAUAAAAAUAUAAAUAUGCUUAGUACUAUUGAACGUAUGAUAUAUUCAAAGGAUUUAUGUACAUCUGAACUUCGUAUGGAUCCUGAAGGUACAACUGGAUCAAUUGUUGAUCAAGCUGGUGUUAGUAAAGCAUUUAAAUCUCCAUCAAUAAAUGACAGACAUUCAAAGCCAAAUGCAAAUUCAACAAGAAUUGUUAAUGAUCAAACAGAGUCUGAGGAGGAAAUUGAAAUAACACCAAUUGUAAAACCAAAUAUGCCUGGUAUUAUAACUGGUAAUAUUAUUGUUGAAGAGAGUGACAGUACUGUUGGUAUUACGGAUGCAUUUAGCAUGAAAAAAAAUACCCAAAUUAAUGAAAAAUCAAUUGGUGAUACACCAAAAAUACCAACAAAAUAUGCAACUGAAAAAAUAUUAAAAUCUAAAUUUUUUAAAGACUUUCAAUGUGAUUCAAGCUCAAUGAGAGUUAAAAGUGCAUCAAUGAAUAUUCUUGGAUUGUCAAUGUCUUCUUCUACAGUACCAUUGUUGACUAGAAGUCAAAGUGAAUUAAAUUUAGAUGGUAAAAAUAAAAAAACAUCACAAUUACCAUUAAAUUUUGCUUCAUCAUCGUCAAUAGCAACAAUUGUCAAUAAACCAUUGACUUGUGACAAAGACAUACAGACAAAUUUUGAUGAACAAAUGUCAUUACUAAAAAAAGAAUCAGUUGGAGUUCAAGUAUCAACUAUUAAUACAACAAGUAGUUCAAAUCAUGACCCUAAAUCUCAAUCAGAUGAUGAAGCUAAUAAUAAAAAAAUAAAUAAAAAUAAUACUAAAACAGGUGAUGAUAAAGAUGAAGAAAAAAAACCACCAUUGCCUGAAAGAAUAUCAAGUUUAGGUAAUAAUAAUAAUAAACUACAAUCAAUAUUAAAAAAUUCUGAUGUUCAAACAAAAAAAGAUAGUAGACCAGCAAGUUCACAAUCAGAAAGACAAGAAGAAACAACAACAGCUUCUGAUGCAGGUAGAGCAUCAAAUUCAUUUGAAUAUUUUCCUGGUCAUAUUUAUCAAAAUGUGUUGCAAUCACACAGUAAAAGUACAAGUCGUGUAUCAUCAGUUGAUACUGGUUUAUCACACUCAACAAUGCCAAAUACAAGUUCAAGUAUUGAUGGUAAACUUUGGGGUGGUUCAAAUAAUCUUGUUCGUGAUCUUGAAAGAAGUGUUAAUAUAUUAAAACUAUUAGUUAACGCAAAUAAAUGUGAUAAACAUGUUAAAAAACGUUUAAUUCAUCAUGUUAUUAAACGUCUUGUUACAGCUAAAUAUACUGAUGAUAAAAUUGAACAUAAUCUUGAAGAAAAUGUACCAUGGAAUCCUGAUAAUGCAAGAAAUAAAGUUUACAGAGCUGAUAUUAUACAAGCUCUAGCUAAAAAACAAAAUAAUACAAAUAAUAAUGAUACAAGUGAAGAAUCAUCAGACGAUUGGAAACCAAGAAAAAGAUCAUCAUCAUUGAGCAAAAAAAUUAAUCAAAAUGAUGAAAAAAAAAUCAUGGAAAUGGUACGUUUAGUUGUCAGCAGUGAAAAUAGUGAUUUAUUUGAAGAAAGAAAUACUGAUAGUUUACAAGAUGGCUUACAAGAUGGUAGAACAGCUCGUAUGGGAUUAAGACCAGAUGAUCAUCAGCUACAUCAACGACAUCGUGAUAAACGAGUACAAAAAAAUUCACUAAAUAUUAAUACAGAUAAAAGUGAAAGUUCUGAGGGUUUUUUAUCAAAUCAAAAAAUCAUUGAUAAUAAUAAAAAUAAAAUUUUAAUUAAUGAAAAAAUUAAUAAAACAUCAACAACAACAAUUGCAUCAUCAAAUAGUGAUGAUAAAGAAAUUAUAAAUAAAAAAAAAGAUGUUAAUAAAAUGGAUUGGCGUUUACCAGUAACAAUGUCUGAACGACAAUUUGAGCUUGAACGUUCAUCUUAUCGUGCUGGUGUAUCAUCAAAACUCAUUGAUUAUGUACAAAUGGAAAAAAAAAAUCAACUUGUAUGGAUUAAUAAUGAAAUUAAUCAUUUAUCAUGUUUAAAAAAACUUUUAGAAGAACCAAAAAGAUAUACACCAGAUAGUCCAUUAUUAUUUGAUGAUAAAAAAAAUUUAUCUGAUGAUAAUUCAAUUGAUUAUUUGAGAAAACGUGAAUUAAGUAAACAAUGGUCAUCACAUGGUAAUCUUGCUGUUAGACAAGACAAAGAUGUAUCAAAAAAAAUAACAACAAAAUCACAAAAUUGUCAUGUACAAACUAAAAUAACUAGUAGUGAUGACAUUGAAUCAAAUAAUCAUCAUUCAAGAAAAUCAACAAGUGUAUCUAGUAUUUAUGAACCAACAUUUGUUGAUGCAUCAUCAACACCAGUAUGGUCACCACGUAGACACUGUACAAUACAUGGAAAUAAAAAAAAUUCAUGCACAUGUUCAAAGAAAAUAUCAUCAUCACUAGAAUUAUUGCCAACAAAUACAAAAAAAAAAACAACAGAUAAUUCAAAAUUAACAGCUGUUAAUAAUUCAAAAAAAGAUACCAAAAAUCGUUUAAAUGAUAGAUGUAAAUCAGAAGUUAAUAUAACUGAAUAUCAAGCACAAUAUUCAACAGAUAAAAAAAGUUCAAAGCAUUGUAAAAGUUGUCGUUGUUCAUCAUCAACAAAUACAUUUAAUAAAAACCAAAUAAAACAAAAAAUAGAAAAUAAAAUAAAUAAGCAAGAUGAUGAUGAUGGUACUGAUGAUACUGAUGGUACUGAUGGUACUGAUGGUACUAAUGAUACUCAUGAUACUCAUGAGUCAGAUGAAUGUACUUGUAAUAAAGUACAAGGUGUAAGAAGUUGUAGAGUAUGUGGUACACUUUACAGUUCAUCCAGAGAUAGAAAAUGUAAAUGUGUACAAACAUAUGUUAAACCAGUUGCUUAUGAAAUAUCAUUUGACCAAGAAAAAAUAAAAAAACCAUUAAGAAAAAAAAAAGAAAAAUCAUCACAGUGUCGAUUAUCAUCAGCAGAAUGUUCUGGUUCUGAACAAGCACCACUUCAAGAUUAUUUGACAAAAAAUAAACCAGAUUUUGUUGAUAAAAUUGAUAAGAGACAACGUUGUAUGACGGAAUUGACACAAUUACGUCAAUUAAAAAAAGAAAAACGUAAUCAGUAUUUGUCCAUGACAUCACCAUCAGAUUUAAUAAUACCACAAAAAAUUAUAAAUCCACCUGUUACAAGUACAAGAAAAAUAAGUGAUGAAGAAAUGAAAAAUCGUUUACGUAUGCGUUACCUGAGACUUAAUGAAGUCAAAUUAAAACGUCAAAAAAAAGACAAAGAAGAACAAGCACGUAGAAAUCAUCUCAUGGCCAAAAUAUAUUGCAAAAAAUUGCAACAAAAAGUUCUAAAAGGACAAGUUGAUCUUUCACAAAGUGUAAGUGUCAUAUCAAAUUUGUAAAAAUAUAUACCUUUUUUUAUUUAUAAAGAUUAAUUAAUAUAAUUUAUUUUCGUGGUUUUUUUAAAUAAGCUUGA
Aphidius gifuensis is the source of this 4580-nucleotide messenger RNA. RefSeq lists its product as uncharacterized. The coding region runs from base 382 to 4506 and encodes 1374 amino acids. The record is from RefSeq and is a predicted model, not a curated record. Lineage: Eukaryota; Metazoa; Arthropoda; Insecta; Hymenoptera; Braconidae. The transcript has 2 exons.